CAUAUUAACCCUGGACUCUGUGUCUCUCUCUAUAGGUUACCUUGGGGGAUAUUAAUAGAUACAUAUUAACCCUGGACUCUGUGUCUCUCUCUAUAGGUUGCCUUGGGGGAUUUCCGUCACUCUCGUCAGGAGAUUGAGGCUCUGUCCAUUGUGAAGAUGAAGGAGCUAACCAGGAUGUAUUCUAAGAAAGACAACACAGAGGCAGACAGCUGGAGGGCUGUGGCUCAGGAUGUCUGGGACACCGUGGGGAUAGGGGAGGACAGGAGGGAGGAGGUGGAGGAGGGAGGAGGGGGGGCAGGGCCUGGGGGGGUGUACGACCUGAAGGCUCAUAUUGAUAGGCUGACGGAUGUUCUACAGGAAGUAAAGAUUCAGAAUAAUAUGAAGGAUGAAGAGAUCAAAGCUCUGAGAGACAGGAUGGUCAAGAUGGAGAGCAUUAUACCUACUGGACAGGUAGAGAGACACACUGCACACCACACGUUAAAUGUUUUUUAUUCAACCUUUAUUUAACUUCAAUUUAACAACACAUUCUUAUUUAACCAAAAGGCCUCCUGUGGGGAGACACCACAACACUACAUAAAGAGAGAC
This is a messenger RNA of Oncorhynchus gorbuscha (pink salmon), 585 nucleotides long. Its product is annotated as kinesin-like protein KIF1C. Bases 157 to 507 code for a protein of 116 amino acids. The record is from RefSeq and is a predicted model, not a curated record. The transcript has 2 exons. Lineage: Eukaryota; Metazoa; Chordata; Actinopteri; Salmoniformes; Salmonidae.